Molecule: messenger RNA, 757 nt
Organism: Camellia sinensis
Lineage: Eukaryota; Viridiplantae; Streptophyta; Magnoliopsida; Ericales; Theaceae
Product: dormancy-associated protein homolog 3
Source: RefSeq, a predicted model, not a curated record
CGUCUCAUACUCCUCUUCGGGUGUGCUAAAGUUACUACCCCAAUCAAACGAUACGCCGGUUAGCUAACCUAAGCCAUGAGCUUACUAGAUCAGCUCUGGGACGACACCGUUGCUGGUCCUCGUCCCGAAAACGGCCUCGGAAAGCUCCGUAAACAACACACCUUCACUGUGCGACCGAGCAAGGAAUCGGAGGGUGGAGGUGCGGAGGAGGGUAUGAGGGUAACGAGAAGCAUCAUGAUACUGAAACCACCGCCGACUCAGAACGGUUCGCCUCCGGUUUCGCCUGCUGGAUCUACGCCACCGGUAUCUCCGUUUGCCGGAGGGAGCAGAGAGGCAUACCGGUUCCGGAGGAGGUCUAUAUCGGAUGUGUACGAGAAAGCAAAUGGGAUUGGACCCAGGAGCCCAACUCCUCCUGACGACAUGUGAGAUUUGAGUUCACUUUUUUCUCAUCAACCAGCACAAGAACAAAAAAUUGAAAAAUGAAAAAGAACAAGAAAAGAAAAGUUCUCCUCUCUUAUCUUUUUAGUGGGUUGUUGUGAUUGAAGCUGAAAAUGUGUUGUGUUGUGUUGUGUUUGUGUAGAAGUGUGUGGUUGUGCAUGUGGUUUUGUAGAUAUGUAAUAUGGCUUGUGUUAUCGCGGGAGGAGAGUCCGAAUGAGGCUGCUCAAAGCGUUGUUAGCUGGUAGUGUUUGUAAUGGAUCUUUCCUCUAUAUAGAGCUGAGGUUUUCUCAUAUAUCCGCACUGAGUAAAUUUUGAAUAA